Molecule: messenger RNA, 1903 nt
Organism: Sus scrofa (pig)
Lineage: Eukaryota; Metazoa; Chordata; Mammalia; Artiodactyla; Suidae
Gene: TSR2
Product: TSR2 ribosome maturation factor
Source: RefSeq, a predicted model, not a curated record
GCAGCUGCAACGCCGUAUCCAAACUGUGCCUGAGACCUACACCUUAGCUCACGGCAACGCCAGAUCCUUUAACCCACUGAGCGAAGCCAGGGCUUGAAGCCGCAUCCUCAUGGAGAUGAGUCGGGGUCUUAACCCGCUGAGCCACAGAUGGAACUCCUAGGAUGCAUUUCUAAAUGCAGACUUUUAGGCUAUGCUACCUGAGGUUGCUUCCUCUGUCCUUUAUCUUUAAUAAGUUCCUCACAUCUUUUCUGCGCAAUACCCACGGGUCCGGAACUCUCGGCCCCAAGCGUCUUCCACUUCUUGAGUAACCCGGGCGGUGUCAUCGAUUACUCGACAGACUUUUCUAUUGCUCUAGUCUUGCUGCCAGAUCAGCGGAAAGGGAGAAUCUGCGUUCUCAAGCUUGGCUUCCUACUCCUUCUGCCUGGGCGGUGCUGCGCAGGGAUUGGCCUGCUUGGGCGUCACGUGGUCCGCAGCAGGAUGAUGGCGGGCGCUGCAGAGGAGUCUCUAACGCUUUUCCGGGCUGGCAUCCGCGCAGCGUUGGAGGCUUGGCCCGCCUUGCAGAUCGCUGUGGAGAACGGCUUUGGAGGUGUGCAUAGCCAGGAGAAGGCUGAGUGGCUAGGGGGUGCAGUGGAGGAGUAUUUCUUCCGCAAUGCUGACUUGGAGCUAGAGGAGGUGGAGGACUUCCUCGGGGAGCUCAUGACGAAUGAGUUUGAUACGGUUGUGGAAGAUGGGAGUCUGCCCCAGGUGAGCCAGCAGCUACAGACCAUGUUCCGCCACCUCCAGAGGGGUGAUAGGGCUGCUCUGAAGGAAAUGGCCUCUUUCAUCACACAAAGAAAGUGCAAAGUUAGAGCCACUGCACUAACUACAGCCAGAGAGACUGAUGAAGAUGAGGAUGAUGCAAACAGCGUGGAGGAGAUGGAGGUUGCAGCUAUGAAUGAUGGGGCAGUUACAGAUGGGGUCUGCCCCCAGCCACCAGACUCCCAGACUAUUAAGGAAGAGGAUAUAGUAGAGGAUGGCUGGACUAUUGUCCGGAGAAAGAAAUGAGUGGGGCCAGAAAUGGUUUGGGUCCUUAUUUGCUAGUUGUUUUGGGACUUGUGUGUAGGGGGGUGUUUUGGAGGGUUAUGGACCUCUGGACUGGUUUCCUCAUCUCCACCCUCUCCCCAUUCCCCUGUACAGCUUCUUCCAGGGGGAGAAGAGCCCUAGGGUCCUUGGUCUUGGGCUGGUGGGAUCUGGUUCACCAGGGCCUGGAGUUACUGUCUGAGUGAUGAGGGAUGCUUUCCCAGCAAAGUGCCUCUUGGGUGCAGUCAGGGUGAAGAAGAAGGGAUGAGAGGUGUGGGACUGACUGGAGAAGCUAAAUGCUGGUUCAUGGCAGGCAAGUGGAUUGUAAAGGGAGAGGACCAGGGAGAACCAAUAUUCCUGCUGGGUCAGGAUGUGAAUGAAAGUAGCUGUGGUACCUCUCCCUCUUCUCAUCCCCCAGUCCUACAGGGCACCUCUGUACCACUGCCCAGAAAUUGGAACCUCCCAGGAACACUCCCUUCCUGCAGCCCAGUGUCCAGCCCUGAGUUCCUUCAGGAUGACCUUGACAAGGCAACGAGCUUGGGGGACCCAGGCUUUGUUUUCUGUCUCUUCCAACCUCUUUCUGAACUCCUUAUCCCAUCUAAGUCCCGGGAUGAGGCCUAAGACCUCAAUGAAUAAUACCUUACUGUUUAAUUUGUGGCUUGACUUGUGAGUAGCCUUGGAAUCAGCUUUCUGAGAGCUGAGCUUUAGAGCUCAGCAAGGGAGCAGUUUCUGGGCCCACUCUAGCAGCCUGGUACUUUGGACAAACAGACGAAUGGAGCACAGCAGUGUUCUGAAAGUUUCUGUAAGCUUGAAAUAAACUGUAUUUUUCUUUAAAAAAACAAAA